This is a messenger RNA of Coregonus sp. 'balchen', 37042 nucleotides long. The record is from the annotation of a GenBank genome assembly. NCBI's taxonomy places the organism in Eukaryota, Metazoa, Chordata, Actinopteri, Salmoniformes, Salmonidae.
GGAGCUGACUUUAAAACCAGUGGGCAAGACACAGCGCUCUCAGUGUAGGGAGAAACAGGGACGAGAUGUAGUAGGAAACUUGGUUUCUAUGAAAUUUAGUAAUAUUUACAAAAUAACAUAAAGAAACUUCACAAUCCCUCUUAAGUUAAGAGUCUGCCCCAAGGAUUUUUAGAUUUAUUUCAGUUUAUUGAAGGGCAUCUACACUCACUAUUCUGACACUUUUGUAAAGAUGUGUGAGGCAGUUAGUUAGCAAGCUAGCUAGCUAAGGCGGCAGGAGGAGAACAAAAGAUUUUUUCAGUUUUGACCGGUUGCACUGACACCAAGUCCAUGCAGAACGUGUCAUCACCAACACAAUGCCCGUGUUACUUUUUCUGAUAGACACGUCCGCGUCAAUGAACCAGCGCACCCAUCUGGGCACUACCUAUCUGGACAUUGCAAAAGGCGCUGUUGAGACUUUCAUGAAGGUACUGUAACCCCGAGACGAGCAGCCCUGGAAGACCCCCACGCGGGAUCGCCGUUUUGAUCAUCGUGUGUUUAAAGUUGCUAACUAACCCUGACAAAAAAUAAUCGCUCGAUAACCGUUUAUCGUUUAUUCUUUCCACAGCUUAGAGGCAGAGAUCCGGCGAGCCGAGGGGACCGGUAUAUGUUGAUAAAUUUUGAGGACGUUCCCCUCGGAAUCAAGGUAGAGUUUAUUUUCGGUCAUGUCCUACUUUACAUUACGCAGCUAGUCUGAUUGUCUUCUCACAUUUCGAUCACCAUAUCAAUUGUGUGAAAAAUCUUCAGACGGAGCGUUCAUACCCCCUUUAAAACAUGGCCGACAUUUUGUUUCAAUGUGAGCACGGAGCAGCAUCAGAGAGGAAUAGGCGAAGCGAGAGGUUUCACUCUCGCCAAAAAAAUCUGUCCAAAAUAAGCCCAAUGCGUUUACAUGGGCUUAUUUUGGACAUAAACUUGUCGCUUGCGUUCCCGCCUUUGGGACAACGACUCCGAUUGUUAGGGCGGAGACAUGACCAUCUCGUCAUUAUAUACAGAUCUCUGGCAACAUGGAACUCUGGGUGAUUUUUAGGCUUCACAACUAGAUAGUGGGGAGGUGGUGUCAGGGUUGCUAACUCACCACUUUGACCAACUGUCACUUUUGUCUCUACUUUAAAUCGUUAUUAGUUUACCAUUUUUGUUUCUAUGGAUAGUUUUGUGGUUCAGCUGAUACAGUAGUAGGGAAUAAGCUGUCUUAUUUGUUGACAAUAUUUCAAAGGCAAAAAAAGAAAAAGAAAAAGAAUUCACAUACUUUGAGAUGUUUAUCAAGUUAAUUACAUUGUAAAAGUGUAUUAAUUGAUCUGAUCUUAGAAAUCGUCGACGUUGUCAGACAAAAAUAUAAACCCACUUUGUAGCUCAAUUGGUAGAGCAUGGUGCUUGUAACGCCAGGGUAGUGGGUUCGAUCCCCGGGACCACCCAUACGUAAAAAUGUAUGCACACAUGACUGUAAGUCGCUUUGGAUAAAAGCGUCUGCUAAAUGGCUUAUUAUUAUUAUUGUUCCAUGCGUGUUGUUGAUGACAACUUGUAUACCUCUUACCCUAUUUCAAAAGGCUGGAUGGAAAGAGAGCCAUGCCACAUUCAUGACGGAGUUGAGGAACCUUCAAGCAGCAGGACUCACAACUAUUGGCCAGUCUUUGAGGACCGCUUUUGAUUUGCUCAAUCUCAAUAGAUUAGUGUCUGGGAUAGACAACUAUGGACAGGUAUGUUGUACUCCGAGAUAGGAGAGAAUUGGUUAACUUUUUUUCCCCUCUAGGGUCCCCCAUCUUUUGUCCCCACCCCGCCAAUCUCACAGUCUUACAAGCAUCACACUCCUGUACAUUGUCCCCACACACUCCCCUUGAGUGACAAGUGAUGAACCAACAGUGUGGUAGGAGUUUCAACAAUUUAUUUUUUUACUAGUAUUAAUGUACCGGUUUUGACUUUUUUUUUUUUUGACGGGACUGCUGUUUUGCUCCUGUACCCAAUGGUAAGGCAUUUCAUCCAAAGUAACACGUCACAAUGAACUUCCUUUAUCUCUCCUGUUUGUAUAAAAGAGAAAUGGAUAGGCAAUCGUUUUAAAGUUGGCGUGUUAAUUAGAAAUGGGUUCUCUCUAAACUGAAACAUGAGGGGGGAGGAGAGAGAAUCUAGAACAGGGGUAUUCAAAUCCUACCCUAUGAGGUCCGGACUACUGCUGGUUUUCUUCUCUAUCUGAUGAUUAAUUGCACCCACAUGUUAUCCCAGAUUUAAAUCACCCUGAUUAGUGGAAGAAUGAGAGGAGGAGGGGGGAGCAGUGGAACUGGCUUUGAGGUCCAUAUUUGAAUUUGAGGGAUCUAGAAUACGUCAGGUGCAGUAUACAGGCAGAGGAGAUGGAGUAAGACUUUGAUAUAUGUGGCCCUAGACUAGUAUUCUGGCCCUAGACUAGUAUUCUGGCCCUAGGCCCUAGACUUGUAUCCUGGCCCUAGACUAGUAUUCUGGCCCUAGGCCCUAGACUAGUAUUCUGGCCCUAGGCCCUAGACUAGUAUUCUGGCCCUAGGCCCUAGACUAGUAUUCUGGCCCUAGGCCCUAGACUAGUAUUCUGGCCCUAGGCCCUAGACUAGUAUCCUGGCCCUAGACCAGGGUUCUUCAAUUCCGGUCCUGGAGGGCCGAAACACUUCUGUUUUUUAUUUCUACCUGGUAGUUAAUUGCACUCACCUGGUGUUCCAGGUCUGAAUUAGCCCCUGAUUAGAAGGAGAGGAUGAAAAACAGAGGUGUUUCGGCCCUCCAGGACCGGAAUUGAAGAACCCUGCCCUAGACUAUCAUCCUGGACCUAGACGAGUAUCAGUGAUCAGCUCAACAGAACAGCGCUGAGGAAAUAGUCCAGUAGUCCUCUCCUGAUCCGGCCUCUAGAGAGCGGUUUCUGCCAUGUUAGCCGCUCGUCUUUUGUUCCUCUCUCUGAUAACCUUGUUAGUGAUGGAGAUGAGGAUACCCACCUACUGGGUGGGACUAUUUGUUUCGUCCUCUGUGAUUUCCGCUGGCUGUCUACCUGCUAUAUCCAUAGUAAACAGCAGUCAACAGUCUCUGCUUUCACGUACAUGACAUUGUAGGGCAAUGUCGACUAUUGUGACAUACUGUAUCUAUGGGUCAACAAACGGAUACUUAAAAAAACAAACAUAAUCUCCCUAAUAUUACAGUGCUAUACUAUAGCGUACAGGAUCAUUAUUUGCCAGUUAAGAGAUAAUGGUCUUCAGGUAAGUUGUCAGGAGGCUGAUUGACUGUAUAAAUGUUUAACCAGCGUCUCCUGAGACAGGGAAGACGUCCGCCUGUACCUUCAAGAGUAAUGCAUACAUACUACAUACAUAAUGCAUGUAGAACGCUCUCUCUGUGUUCAAAGACCUCUAUCGCCCCAGCAGACAGGCAUAUGUAGGUACAGCCUGUACAUGCACACACACACACACACAUCAUCCACACACACGCACACAGAAACAUACAAACACAUGAGGGCAAUCUUAUUUUGGUGAUCCAAUCUUUCCUCUUGAUCAGUUGACGUAGGGUUCCAUUUGAGAAUGCGUCACAGCCGCACCUUUUAGUUCCAGUGUUUAGGUGUGGCCGCACCCUGCUUGGUCUCCGCCCUCUCCCCAUGCCUUUGAUAGAAUCCUCAGACCUUGGUUUGGGUCUUGUGCUCAUCUCCUUUCCUUCAUCUGCACUGAUAUAGUAGAGCUGGACUGGUGAAAUCACUUUCCUGGUAGGGAUCCACCACAUUGCUUUCACCUAUCCUGUCAAUUCAAAUGAGUGUAAAUGAGGUAGAGGAGAGGAUGUCAGUUUUAGACUAUUGAGAUGCAUCCCUGGUAUCUGGUAUGACCACAUGGGCUGCUAUAACCAAGACCUCAUGUUUUGUUUUUUUGCCUGGAGGAAGAACCUUGUUCCUGGAGAGCUACCCUCCUGUAGGUUUUCACUCCAACCCUGUUCCUGGAGAGCUAUCCUCCUGUAGGUUUUCACUCCAACCCUGUUCCUGGAGAGCUACCCUCCUGUAGGUUUUCACUCUAACCCUGUUCCUGGAGAGCUACCCUCCUGUAGGUUUUCACUCCAACCCUGUUCCUGGAGAGCUACCCUCCUGUAGUUUUUCACUCCAACCCUGUUCCUGGAGAGCUACCCUCCUGUAGGUUUUCACUCCUACCCUGUUCCUGUAGAGCUACCCUCCUGUAGGUUUUUGCUCCAAUCCCAAUUGUAACUAAUGCUGUGUUCAUAACCAAGUGGGAAGGUGUUAUUUAUCACAUACAACUGUGAAAAAUAAACUUGUAAUUACUAGUGGGAAACUCCUCUCAUUCCCUUAGCUCUGACUUCUCCCACAUGCUGUCCUCUGACAUCAUCUACUAAGGAAAUUACCUCUAACAGCAUUUUUGGAAGUUAAAUGUAACAACAAUGUUAUUUAUGUAUGUAUUAAUAUGGUUUUUAAACACAUUUGUUUACAAUCAUGAUAGUUGUACUUUUAGUUUGUUUAAAGCAGCUUGUUGGCCAUUAGCAAACUGGCGUUUCUCAACGAGUUCAAAGCAUGUGAAUGUAUCCAACUGCUAUUCAUGCCUUCACAACUGGUAAUUACCACCUUUCCAUUUGGUUAUAAACACAGCAUUACCUGACACAGCUUAUCCACCAGCAAAGUUUUUGGAUCUGGUGCGCUACAUUAGGGUUGGAGCGAAAACAUACAGGAGGGUAGCUCUCCAGGAACAGGGUUGGAGUUAACCUACAGGACGGCAGCUCUCCAGGAACAGGGUUGGAGUUAACCUACAGGACGGCAGCUCUCCAGGAACAGGGUUGGAGUUAACCUACAGGACGGCAGCUCUCCAGGAACAGGGUUGGAGUUAACACCUUCAGGAAGGUAGCUCUCCAGGAACAGGGUUGGAGUUAACCUUCACGACGGCAGCUCUCCAGGAACAGGGUUGGAGUUAACACCUUCAGGAAGGUAGCUCUCCAGGAACAGGGUUGGAGUUAACCUUCAGGACGGCAGCUCUCCAGGAACAGGGUUGGAGAGCCCUGCUGCAGGGAGAAUAAAACAUAUCUGCCAGGUUACCUACAUGUCUACAGCUUGAAGUCUUUUAAAGCUCUUUUAGCCAGUGAGGUUUUUAUGUAAUGCCUCAUAGUGCUCCAUAAUAGAGCCGGGUGGAAUGUCACUAGUAGCCAGUUAGUCACUCGUAGUUAACGAUGCUGAAUUAGGUGUGAGCACUAUGUCUGAAUCCCAAAUGGCACCCUAUGCACUAUUUAGUGCACUACCAUUGACCAGAGCCCAUAGGGCUGGUUUGACUGACUGACUGGUUCGGCAGACCGCACAACAUGGCAACCCAGCUAAUAGAGAUCUAAUUACCUCUUGUCUGUCUAUAUUUUAGCAGACUUGGCAACGUGCCACAGACUCACUCCCAGCCUACUGAUCACAGGGAUACACUAUACCAUUCACACCUGCCCUAUCAGGCCAGUGGAUCAGAUUAGUCAUACUGAAGUGUAGACGUGUCACGCUGAAGCCGUUUCUAUGUUGUGUAAAGCAAUAAUGACACAGUGACUCAAAUGAGGAUCUGAGUAAAUAUGUAGCUUCGCUAUCAUUCUCGUUCUGUUAAUGUUUGUUGUUUUCUAAUGUUUCUAAUCGAUAUAAGCCUAUGUCCCCCCUGCAGGGUUUUCUCUGGCUGGUAGUUCAUAUUGAGAAAGAUUAGCAUGCUAAGUGGGUGUUGACUAGAAUAGGAUAUCAUUAGUACCAUUCUGAAAGACAACUCCAGGUUGUCAUGGAUACCCUAGUCAGUCUGUAUAUGUGGGUAUGUUUUCUUUAUUCUGUUUACGGAACUCCCAAUUUUAUUACUCAGCAAAAACCACUCUGGUCACAAUGAAAAGUUGGAAGGGAACCGAUCUGUGUCCGUUGAUAGGAACGGUCACCAGUGGGGAAAGUACUGUAAACCUUGAGGAGAGGUAAAUUCCUGGACAUAUGUAGCUCUUUUGAGAGAGAGAGAGAGAGCGAGAGUGUCAGGACAGCAGUGAGCUGUUAUAGCUUGGUAGAGACCAUCUUUACCACAGGAUAGUUGGCUGUGUUGUCCUCAGGCUAGUGUUUACCGUAAUGUACACUAAGAGGAGGGAGGAUAUAACUGAUGUCUCCCUCUGGUCUCUAGAGCCAGAAUGAUUAUACAGUACCUAUGCUAUAGGCUAUAUGCCUGUGAAGUUUGCUACGAUGAAGGAGAGUGAUUCUCUACAUGCGUCAACCAAUGUUGCAAAGUCAGUGUUAUGUGUGUGUGCAAGGUAGAGUGGUUUUAUGUAAUGUGUAGGUUUGACUGGAGAGUACAGACAAAGAUAUGAGUCUUUUUGUUUUUGUCAAGUGUUGGUGCAGUCUCUGCUGCUCUGUCCCUGCAGACCGUCUUCAUACUGUGUUCUCUCCCUCCCCUGAUGCUCAUUACCCCCCCCACCCCUAUCCACUGUUACCCCAAGGAGUAGAUGUUGUUCUCUGUCAGUCUUUCUCACUCACCCCCCCCCCCCCCCCCCCCCAUUCUGUUCCUUGACCCUCCUAACCCAUAUCUCCAUUAGGUUAACUAUAAUGAUAGGCUACAUCUGAAUUAGCACCCUAUUUCCUAUAUAGUGCACUACUUUUGACCUGGGCGCCAUAGGGUUCUGGUUAAUAGUAGUACACUAUAAAGGGAACAGGGUGCCAUUUCAGAUGUGGCCGUGCUCCAUGUGCUCCUGUUGGUGUUACAGCGCCAGGCCUCAAGUACCCCUCAUCACCGCUCGGCUCACAAAGCUUCAUUUGAACUUUACAUUUUGGCUACGCUCACGUUUCCUUUGAGUUGGAUGUAAUUGCAUCUAUCUGUACUGUCUGUCAUUUUUAACCUCUUCUUCCUUUCGCUCUCCUUUCACAGGGCAGGAAUCCCUUUUUCCUGGAGCCGUCCAUCAUAGUGGCCAUCACCGACGGCAACAAGCUGACCAGCAGUGGCGGAGUCCAGGAUGAGGUCAGUCAUCAUGGUUUCCAUGGAGACCGGGGUCACAGCCAAUCAGGAGUACUUCCUGUUGGUCAGCUGAACAGACAACUCUCUCUCUCUCUCUCUCUCUGUGUGUCUCUGUUUGUCUGUGAAGCACCACCGCAAAGUGUUAUAUUUUACAGCGAAUGCUGCAGAAGAAGCAAACUCCUUCGUAAACGACUCUUCAGUCUGCACGCGCACCCCCAGGCUGGCUGGUGCGCACACGGCUGGCUGGUGCACACACGGCUGGCUGGUGCACACACGGCUGGCUGGUGCACACACGGCUGGCUGGUGCACCCCGGCUGGCUCGUUAAACCUGUCUGAAAACACCCUAUACUAUCUUUGUCUAUAAAAAAAUGAUCUGAGCUGCAUGAGAUUGAACAAGUCACAGGAAGCUUUCGUUGCCUUCCUAGAAGACAGAAUAAAACAGGGUUGGGUGGAUUACUUGAAACAUUUACUAGCCUGAUCCGUAAGCCUGCUAAUGUUUUUAUUAAUACAUUUAAAUUGUCAAUAGCCUAUAGGUAACAACUUAUUUCGGUUCCUUUAUUUUAACCAGGUAAUUCAUUUUCUUUGAAUUUGCUUUAGAAUGUAAUUAUCAAUAAUACAACUAAGCCUAAGAUAUAUAUUUUAAAUUAGACUCCAAAAAAGCAUUUGUUGGAUAGGAAUAGACUAUAUAUUAGAGAUUCUGCACAGCGGCUUGUUCUGGCCGAUCCCCUCCUACUUGUCAGCAACACAGUAAAUCUCUCCAUUGAUUGGAGGAGUAUUAGGCUACUAGAGAUUGGCACUAAUAUGUGAUGCCUGACUAUAGCUUAUUAAUAGGCUACCAGUAGCAUUUUUUCGAUAUGAAAAGAACACUGAAUGUGACUGACCUGCUUGGCCAUGGAAACCCAUUUAUUUCAUGAAGCUCCCGACAAACAGUUAUUGUGCUGACUUUGCUUCCACAGGCAGUUUGGAACUCGGUAGUGAGUGUUGCAACCGAGGACGGAUGGGUUUUUACACGCUACGCGCUUCAGCACUCGGGUGUCCCGUUCUGUGAGCUUGUGUGGCCUACCACUUCGCGGCUGAGCCGUUGUUGCUCCGAGACGUUUCCACUUCACAAUAACAGCACUUACAGUUGACCGAGGCAGCUCUAGCAGGGCAGAGAUUUUACGAACUGACUUGUUGGAAAGGUGGCAUCCUAGGACGGUGCUACGUUGAAAGUUACUGAGCUUUUCAGUACGUGCAAUUCUACUGCCAGUGUUUGUCUAUGGAGAUUGCAUGGCUGUGUGCUCGAUUUUAUACACCUGUCAGCAACGGGUGUGGCUGAAAUAGCCGAAUCCACUAAUUUGAAGGGGUGUCCACAUACUAGUGUACCUUUUGUUCAGCAGAAUUUUUUGAACUGAACACCGUAGCUUUGUGUAGACUGUGAAAUCACUGUGGAGAGCCUCUAAUGAAAAGGCUGACGUGAGCUGCUGAACAGCACAUUUGCACUUGAAAUGCAUUUAUGGGAUGAGAAAGUGAACUUGCAAUUUCCCCGAAAAAAGUUUUCAAUGUAGGCCAUUCAUAUGAAAUAUGGGGGAGUUUUUAAGCCUCAAUUUAUAAAAAUCAGGUCUUGUUUUCUUGCUCUAGCUGCGAGCAGCACCUGUCAAACUCUGUCUCGGAAAACACUGUCAUUGCCCACAAGACUCGUCAGAGUUAUCAGAGGACUUGGAGUUUGGUAAAACACGGUUAUUCUGGCUGGAAUUGUUACUGUCCCGCAGCACUGAUGUCAAUUAAUAAAUGUCAAUAAUAAUUAAUGGAUUUAAUAAUAAUCGAAGUAAUAAGAAAGCUGAUUAAUUGUGCGUGUGACUUGGUGGGAGCCGAGUAAUAGCUUGACAUGCAGUCCCUUUUAAUAAGAUGCUAUUGUUACUUUGUCUCUAAAAUCACAAUGUUUUCACAUGAACAGUAUAACUGAUCAGAUUUCUGUAGGCCUUCAGAAAGUAUUGUUACAGCCUGAAUUUAAAAUGGAUUCAAUUGAGAUGUUUUGUCACUGGUCUACACACUACCCCAUAAUAUCAGUGGUAUUAUGUACAAAAAUUUAACUAUUUUUUAUUUAUUUAUCUGAAAUGUCUUAAGUCAAUAAAUAUUCAACGCCUUUGUUAUGGCAGGCCUAAAUAAGUUCAGGAGUAGAAAUGUGCUUUGCAAGUCACAUGAAUAACUUGCAUGGACUCGCUCUGUGUGCAAUAGUAGUGUUUAACUUGAUUUUUGAAUGACUACCUCAUCUCUGUACCCAACACAUACAAUUAUCUGUAAGGUCCCUCAGUCGAGCAGUUAAUUUCAAACCGAUUCAACCACAAAGACCAGGGAGGUUUUUCAAAGCCUCGCAAAGAACGGGACCUACUGGUAGAUGGGUAAAAUAAAAAUAACUGACGUGGAAUAUCCCUUUGAGCAUGGUGAAGUUAUUAAUUACACUUUGGAUGGUGUAUCAAUACACCCAGUCACUACAAAGAUACAGGCGUCCUUCCUAACUCAGUUGCCAGAGAGGAAGGAAACCGCUCAGGGAUUUCACCAUGAGGCCAAUGGUGACUUUAAAAAAAACAGAGUUUAAUGGCUGAGGUUGGAUCAACAACAUUGUAGUUACUCCACAAUACUAACCUAAAUGACAGAGUGAAAAGAAGGAAGUCUGUAGAGAAUACAAAUAUUCCAAAACAUGCUUCCUGUUUGCAACAAGGCACUAAAGUAAAACUGCAAAAAAUGUGGCAAAGCAAUACAUUUUCUGUCCUGAAUACAAAGCGUUAUGUUAGGGACAAAUCCGAUACAACACAUUACUGAGUACCACUCUCCAUAUUUUCAAGCAUAGUGGUGGCUGCGUCAUGUUAUGCUUGUAAUCAUUAAGGACUAGGGAGUUUUUCAGGAUAAAAAAUUAACGGAAUUGAGCUAAGCACAGGCAAAAUCUUAGAGGAAAACCUGGUUCAAUUUGCUUUCCACCAGACACUGGGAGAUGAAUUCACCUUUCAGCAGGACAAUAACCUAAAACACAAGGCCAAAUCUACACUGGAGUUGUUCACCAAGACGACAGUGAAUGUUCCUGAGUGGCCGAGUUACAGUUUUGAUUUAAAUCUGCUUGAAAAUCUAUGGCAAGACCAGAAAAUGGUUGUCUAGCAAUGAUCAACAACCAAAUUGACAGCUUGAAUAUUUUGUUUUUUACAAUCACGUAUUGUACAAUCCAGGAGUGAUAAAGAAAUACUCAUCGCUGUAAAACUUGCCAAAGGUGACUCGAACAUGUAUUGACUCAGGGGUGUGAAUACUUAUGUAAAUGAGAUUUCUGUAUUUCAUUUUCCAAUAUAUAUAUAUAUAUUUUUCCACUUUUCCAUUAUGGGGUAUUGUGUGUAGAUGCUGAGAAAAGUAAUAUAUGUAAUCCAUUUUGAAUUCAGGCUGUAACACAACAAUGUGUAUAAGACAAGGGGUAUGAAUACUUUCUGAAGGCUCUGUGUAUAAAAUGUUCUGCCCAUAUGAAUGCAUUUAUUUUAGGCCCCCCCCCAAAAAAACAGCCAUACAUGAUAUAAUGAAAAGCAGCAAACAUACACAUUGUUUCACAUUCUUUAAUAACUGACUCAUAAACACAAACAUGCAAUGGAGCCCCACAGUGGACAUGAUACCCAUAAAACCUAGCUGUCAAACACUGGAAUGGUUCCAAUCAUUUUUUCCACCCAUACGUUUUUCCCAUAGGGGAUUUUAGAACCACUUCAAACAAGGUCUGUUUCAUGUUGGCUUUCCCUGGCGUGACGUUUUGAUAACCGCGUAAAUCCCUCUGACAAGGUGACUUUUUUUUAAAUCAAUAUAUUAGGUUCUAUUUACUCUCAGAUUCUAAAAUGCUAAUUAGCACCAAGUAGACGAGACUACAAAUCCCUGCAAGCUCAUGCACGUCAUCUCUAGCUGACACGUUUGCGGUCAGCUAGCUAGCUACUAGCUACCUUGAUCCAAAGUGAAAGAUAUAUUGAACAUUUUCCUUUACUGUUCCAUAUUUUAUUUAACUAAUAUUUUGUCUUAUUUAUGCAUUUGUUCUUGUCUUGUACAGAAUACUAUCCUAGAAGCAGUCAGAUAUUUACUAUGUGCAAUGAAUACUAGGCUAGUUUUUAGCAAAGAAGCUAUAUAGCUAGCUAGCUACCUACCUAGAUGAUAUUAGCAACAUACCCUUAUUUUACCAGAUCCUCUUCUCCUUCAGCCGGUGGUCUAUAUUUAAUCCCUUAUUUCUGCCGACUAUAUGAACGAGGUGAAAUCUAUUUCAAUUCACGGUGUCAGAAUGCACUGCUGUAUUAAAGCAAUUCAGAACUAACUUGUUGACAUGUUCUGUUGCAGAUUCAUAGAGACCGAUUUAACUCAUUGCAGAAUGUAUCCAUAAUCAUGAAGGAAUAAGCAUAUUUAUUUGACAAGAAUGCACCUAGUCACCCAUCAAUCACAUCAAACACCUGAACUCCAACAAUUACAUUGUUUUAAAGAAAUCAAAAUUCUAAACGAUGCAUAACAUAUAAACAUCUGACUUGAAGUAAAGAUGACAUGUUCUAUUAAUCAAUGCCACAAACCUGGGACAUCGAAGAGCACCAUAUUAACUAUUAUUACUGUCCGAGAGCUUUUCCAUUUGUAAGAAUUAGACCAGCAAAAAUAACACAAUGUAAAACCAAGUUCACGUGCUAGUCGGAACUAAGAAACAGAAAUUCCCGACUUGCUAACUGGUUGAAUGCGGCACCUGUAUAACGACAACCAGUUAGCAAGUAGGUUUCAAAUAAUAUACUAGGUCAACUCCAGUAGAACGAGAGACACACUUAAGUCUCAAAAUAAGGAAGCCAUGCCGAAACGCAUCUAGAUCGUCACCCUUCUUGUCAAUUUAAUAGGUCCGUGUUGUACACCACAACACUUUUAAAAUGUGAUACUGAGUCUUGACGUUAUCACGUCAAGAGAAGAACAUGUGGAGGAAGCAGCGUAAGGAAGAUGGGUGACGGUAGGGUGGGUUUAUAGAGAUAAGAUGGAGAGUUCCAAAGUGUCCGAAGUUGAGGGACCGUGGGGCAUAAAAGGCAGUGUGGCGUAAGGGGUAGCUAGACUGCUACAGGGGUGGUUGGCCAUGGAAUAAACAUAAAAUGGGGGUGCUUGAAGUAGGCUACCCCCCCCCACCGCUCACCCACAGACACAAACAUUAUCAAGAACACCUAGCUUCACCAUCUUAAGUUAGUUAACUAGCAAGUUAAACUGUUGGUUUAUAAAAGCCAAAGAAAGCUAAACUUGUUUUUUACUAAUUUCUCAUGCAUUUAAAUGGCUAGACAAAUAGACUGCUAAUGUAGCCAUCUAGCCAGGCUAAUGUUGCUAACUAGCUAGCUAGGUAACAGUUAUUGUAUACAUUUAAAACUUGCCCAAGCAGAAUUGUCAAUUUAAACAAAUUUAGCCAAUUUAUUAAUUACUAAAUUUAGCAAACAUUAGAUAGUUAAUCCAUAGAUUCUUACCUUUACCUCUUCGUCAGUCUCGUCCAGAUCAUCAUGGCCCUGGUGAGUGACGUGAAGCUUCAGACAGGCAUUUCUAGUUCUGUGUGAUAGCCACUUUAGCAGCUAGUUAGCAUUUCCAUUUUGGACCCUGACCACUCCUCUGGGGGGGUAAAUACUGCUACUACUGGGUAAAUACAGGCCAAUAUAUUGAUAAAAGUCACCUUGUCCGAGAGAGAUUUGCACGGUUAUCAAAACGUCACACCAGGGUAAGCCUACACGAAACACAGCCCUUUAUUUGAAGUGUUUCUAUAUAAAAAACGAUGGGAAAAAUGAAUGGUGGAAAAACCAUUUCCGUGUUUGACCCCUAUGGUUUUAUGGGUAUUACGGUGGGACUCUAUAGGCUACAGCUGUUUCCCACCAUAAUACAGGGAAACUCGAGGCUAUGGACGCGGUGGCAGCGUUGGACCCUCGCUGACGUGUGUUGCGCGACAAAAAGUAGUGUAAUAUGCUGACUACCCCCCCGCCAUCACGCAUGUUGGUUUUGUCCAUCCACACCAGAUGCGAUCAUGACACGCAGGUUAAAAUAUCAAAACCAACUAACUUGGGGGCAUGUCAAACACACAUGAAACAUUUGGGCUCCCGAGUGGCGCAGCGGUCUAAGGCACUGCAUCUCAGUGCUUGAGGCGUCACUACAGACCCCCUGGUUUGAUUCCAGGCUGUAUCACAACCAGGGGCGGCCUGUUCAAUAGGGCGAUAUGGGCGACGCACUGCCAAACGGGAAAAGGAAGGGAUUUUUUUUCUAAUCAAUUAUAUCACGGCAACAGUAGUUAUCAGUGUUGUAAGCUAUACGUCUGAUCUGCCACAGUGCCACACUGCCACUAAAUGUCGAAUCAGGCUAAAGUCGUGCUUCAAAUGGCUCCCCCCCCUUUUGGGGCGAUUUCAGUCAGGUUGAAAAUCGCCCAGAAGUCUGUCAUAGACUCCCAUGUAAAAUCUAUUUUUUUCAAAUUUCAGAGCCUUCAAUACAAUCUCAAUGGGUGUCUGUGGGCUUGCACUUACGCGCUUUCGUCAUACGUUACGUAACCAUGAACGUAACUGAGAAAAGAGCGGAUUGUUUGAAAGAAGUUCCUUUUUGUCGGCGAACAAAUGAAGAUAAAUUGGCAACGAAACAAUUAGGACCUCCCAGACCAAAUUUAAUAAUUCAACAGGUUUCUACUAAAGGCGGAAAGUCCUACACCCGAGGAUUUUCCAAAAAUUUGUACGAACGAAAAAAGACAUUGCCACUCACUCAACUGGAUGACGAGGGAUACAGGCUAGCUGUCCGCCGCCACAACGAUGAGGUUAGUGUUGAUAAUCACAAGUUUACUGGAACUGAGACCAAGUAGAGACUUUGGACAGGGUGGAUAUGGUAAUAAAGGCAGUUUAUUCAGAGGUAAAGAUAUCUGGAAUCGCGUUCACGGACCCGUUCGUCAAACUCUUAGGGAGCUAUAAAUUAAGCCCCAUUACUUACCAUAUCAGAUAAGAGAAAUUGCUGCAGCUACAUAUAUUUUACAUCCUGGCCCUACAUAGUUCACUAUUUGCAUCACUUACCAAAAUAUUACAUGUGGUCAUAUAUGCUUGGAAAGUGGAGAUGCCAUAGAACGUCAAAAAAGUAAACAUUGCUGGAGACACAUUGCCGUUUUGGAGAAGACAUCGCGUUUGCUAGCGAAGAGAUUUGUUGUGGCAAAUGAACUUGGGCUGGGAAUUGCCAGGAACCUCACGAUAAGAUAUAUGCAUCAGCAUUGCGAGUCUCAUGAUUCUAUACGUAUUGCGAUUCGAUACUGUGAUUUUAUUGCGCACCAUAUGUCUGUUGCAGAGGGAUCAGAAAGCCAUGAGAACGAGUUUUUGAUCAGUCAUGGAAAUAAAAGUGCUGAAAACAAAUUGGCUCCCAAUGUGAAAAGAUUGAGAACAAGCUAUGAAGGAACAAUAAUGGUGUUUUGGUGCAGGUACAGCCAACUAGCGCUAAAAUAUUGCGAUAUUGUCAAUACAGUAUAUCGUAAAGUAUCACUAUGUAACUCGAUUUCUUUCACCCCAAUCCCUCAAAUUAACGGUAAAUAACUGAAUUGUUUGCCCCACAUUUAGCUAAGAUGAUUAGCUAGCCAGCUAAAAUGUUUUAUUUAGUUAGCAGUCGCAUCUACAAUAGUUUACUGUCAAUAACAUGUCUCCAAAAAUGACGUGGUGUCUCCAAUUGUGUUGACAUUUUACAAUUGCAAUGCGCAUCCAUGAGUAUCCACUUUCUGUAGCUCAGCUGGUAGAGCAUGGUGCUUGUAACGCCAAGGUAGUGGGUUCGAUCCCCGGGACCACCCAUACACAAAAAUGUAUGCACGCAUGACUGUAAGUCGCUUUGGAUAAAAGCGUCUGCUAAAUGGCAUAUUAUUAUUAUUAUUAUUAUUAUUAUUAUUAUUAUUAUUAUCUGAAGAGAGCCCCGAAACAUUGUGUGCAGACAUUUUAUGCAAUAAAUGAAGUAGGUUGAAUCUAGUAGUUCUGAUCUUCUGAUUGGUCCUGAUGAGUUGGGCGAGGUCCCCUCCAGGCUACUGUCACUGUUGCAUUGGCUCUGAGUCGGGUUCUCUGUCUUCAAAUGUUCAGCCUAAGAGAGGGGAUUUUUGUGUGUGUGUGUGUGUGUGUUUAACAGUGAUGAUGUGUGUGUGUGUGUGUCCUCAGAGCAAGAACUCGUGAGUUGGAAGAACUGAGAGGCCUAUGGCGUGGGUGUUGUCCUUGGCCACCUGCUGACAAGGCUGACAAGAUAGGACCCUUUUGUCCAUUGUUAUUGGAUAGGAACAGAACUUAUAACCAGCUCCUGACCUAAAUAGAUCUUAGCACAACAUUUUACUCAACAUAUCAUAUUCCAUAUUCACUAUAACAAAUAUAUUUACUACGACAUUAGCAAGAACCGCCACAUCCUCAGCCGGCUAAUCCAGUGUGUGAAGUUUUGCGGAGUGUUUGAGUUAGCUUUGCGAGGCAAAGAUGAAACUGAGGGCUCCACCAACCCUGGUAAGCCAACACUUUUGAGAUCAGUCAAUAAAUGCUUCUGGUAUUGACUUAUAUGCUGCCCCUGUCUUCAUGUUGUUGCUGGACAUAUCUUUUUUAAAAUGUGUGUAGGUCACCUAAAUCAUCAGAAAAAUUGCCCCUCCUGAGAAUUUUUUCAGGAGCCGCCACUGAUCACAACCGGACGUGAUUGGGAGUCCCAUAGGGCGGCGCACAAUUGGCCCAGCGUCGUCCGGGUUUGGCCGGUGUAGGCCGUCAUUGUAAAUAAUAAUUUGUUCUUAACUGACUUGCCUAGUUAAAUAAAGGUAAAAUUAAAAAUCAUGGACAUUUCGCUAGCUGGCUAUUGCUAGUUUCUAUGGGCCACUGUCAGACGGCAGCCAACUGGUGAAGGAAGGGCAGGGGGGGGAAAUGACAUGUCCUCCUAAAACUGCUUAUAACACACGCUGUUUAUGAUAUCGGAAUUCUAACAACGACAGUGUGUUGAAUAGACUUAUUUAGGAAAAGUCAAGGAUGGGGGGGGGGGACAUGACUUUGAAAAUUGUAAUUAACGUUAAAUUCAUAUGACCUCAAAUGAUGCUCUCUGAGUUGUUAGUUAGUUAUAUAUGAUUAAUAUCCCCUCGUUCAUCUUUCAACUACCCACGUGGGAUUGUAGGUUCCUGAAAACCAAUGAGUAGAUGGGAGAGGUUGGACUUGCAGCAAGUCAGGCACGUCAAAUAGGACCAAGUUCGAUUUUAGCGCUUGGCUUUGCAGACGCUCGCGAUCGUUUUUAGGUGACAUGAUUGAAUAACAUGUACAGGCAUGUGUAAAUGUAUUUUGUCAUGCAACGUGUCCGGUGAGGUUGGCAUGUAAGCGUCUCUCGCUCUUGAUGCUCUUUUUAUGUAAUUCAAACGGUUUCUCCCUCCAGCUCCACCUUCCGCUGACCACUCCUCUGCCGGGCAGUGAGCUGACCAAGGAGCCGUUCCGCUGGGACCAGCGUCUGUUCUCCCUGGUGCUGAGGAUCCCUGGGCACGCCACUGUAGAGCCCGAACCACUGGGGGGGGUCCCCCCCGACGACUCGGCCAUCACCCCCAUGUGUGAGGUCACCGGAGGUGAGGCGCUGUGUUUGUGUGUGUUACUGCCUCAGUGUCUAUGAGCCACCCGCCUUUAUGAGGGUAGAGUAUCAACGUUGAUCUGUCACAUGCACAGGAUACAGAGGGUGGAAAUGGCACUGUGAAAUGCUUACUUGCAAGCUCUUUCCUCAACAGUGCAGUGUCAAUAUACAUCAAUAAGUGUUCAAUCAGGAGUAGCUGAGUAGAGAACAUCAGGAGUAGCAGAGUAGAGAACAUCAGGAGUAGCUGAGUAGAGAACAUCAGGAGGAGCAGAGUAGAGAACAUCAGGAGUAGCUGAGUAGAGAACAUCAGGAGUAGCAGAGUAGAGAACAUCAGGAGUAGCAGAGUAGAGAACAUCAGGAGGAGCAGAGUAGAGAACAUCAGGAGGAGCAGAGUAGAGAACAUCAGGAGGAGCUGAGUAGAGAACAUCAGGAGGAGCUGAGUAGAGAACAUCAGGAGGAGCAGAGUAGAGAACAUCAGGAGGAGCUGAGUAGAGAACAUCAGGAGGAGCUGAGUAGAGAACAUCAGGAGGAGCAGAGUAGAGAACAUCAGGAGGAGCAGAGUAGAGAACAUCAGGAGGAGCUGAGUAGAGAACAUCAGGAGGAGCUGAGUAGAGAACAUCAGGAGGAGCAGAGUAGAGAACAUCAGGAGGAGCAGAGUAGAGAACAUCAGGAGGAGCAGAGUAGAGAACAUCAGGAGGAGCAGAGUAGAGAACAUCAGGAGGAGCAGAGUAGAGAACAUCAGGAGGAGCAGAGUAGAGAACAUCAGGAGGAGCAGAGUAGAGAACAUCAGGAGGAGCUGAUAGAGAACAUCAGGAGGAGCUGAGUAGAGAACAUCAGGAGGAGCUGAGUAGAGAACAUCAGGAGGAGCUGAGUAGAGAACAUCAGGAGGAGCAGAGUAGAGAACAUCAGGAGGAGCUGAGUAGAGAACAUCAGGAGUAGAGAACAUCUGGAGGAGCUGAGUAGAGAACAUCAGGAGUAGAGAACAUCUGGAGGAGCUGAGUAGAGAACAUCAGGAGGAGCUGAGUAGAGAACAUCAGGAGGAGCAGAGUAGAGAACAUCAGGAGGAGCUGAGUAGAGAACAUCAGGAGGAGCUGAGUAGAGAACAUCAGGAGGAGCAGAGUAGAGAACAUCAGGAGGAGCUGAGUAGAGAACAUCAGGAGGAGCUGAGUAGAGAACAUCAGGAGGAGCUGAGUAGAGAACAUCAGGAGGAGCUGAGUAGAGAACAUCAGGAGUAGCAGAGUAGAGAACAUCAGCAUGUGUCCAACACAACACACACGUACAGUAUGAGCAUACAGUAUGUGUUUAAGCCUCAACCUAAGCAUAAUAAUAGAAUUAAGCCAGCUGACUUCAUUUUCUAGAAUGAGCCAGCACCUCCUAGCCUAAGCCUACUUUGACCUACAGUGGAGCGGUGAUUGGCCAAUAGCCAAGGUGUGCUGUUGGCAUGUGAGUCCUGGUGAUAGUGCAGAUGGAGGUUAAGAUUACAGAGUCAGGCUUUCUGCUCAAUGUGUCAUUGGUCAGAUGGACAAUGGCUUCUGCUACUGUUACUACUGGGGGACUCUACAUACUGUUACUACUGGGGGACUCUACAAACUGUUACUACUGGGACUCUACAUACUGUUACUACUGGGGGACUCUACAUACUGUUACUACUGGGGGACUCUACAUACUGUUACUACUGGGACUCUACAUACUGUUACUACUGGGACUCUACAUACUGUUACUACUGGGGGACUCUACAUACUGUUACUACUGGGGGACUCUACAUACUGUUACUACUGGGGGACUCUACAUACUGUUACUACUGGGGGACUCUACAUACUGUUACUACUGGGGGACUCUACAUACUGUUACUACUGGGGGACUCUACAUACUGUUACUACUGGGGGACUCUACAUACUGUUACUACUGGGGGACUCUACAUACUGUUACUACUGGGGGACUCUACAUACUGUUACUACUGGGGGACUCUACAUACUGUUACUACUGGGGGACUCUACAUACUGUUACUACUGGGGGACUCUACAUACUGUUACUACUGGGGGACUCUACAUACUGUUACUACUGGGGGACUCUACAUACUGUUACUACUGGGGGACUCUACAUACUGUUACUACUGGGGGACUCUACAUACUGUUACUACUGGGGGACUCUACAUACUGUUACUGGGGGACUCUACAUACUGUUACUACUGGGGGACUCUACAUACUGUUACUACUGGGGGACUCUACAUACUGUUACUACUGGGGGACUCUACAUACUGUUACUACUGGGGGACUCUACAUACUGUUACUACUGGGGGACUCUACAUACUGUUUACUACUGGGGGACUCUACAUACUGUUACUACUGGGGGACUCUACAUACUGUUACUACUGGGGGACUCUACAUACUGUUACUACUGGGGGACUCUACAUACUGUUACUACUGGGGGACUCUACAUACUGUUACUACUGGGGGACUCUACAUACUGUUACUACUGGGGGACUCUACAUACUGUUACUACUGGGGGACUCUACAUACUGUUACUACUGGGGGACUCUACAUACUGUUACUACUGGGGGACUCUACAUACUGUUACUACUGGGACUCUACAUACUGUUACUACUGGGGGACUCUACAUACUGUUACUACUGGGGGACUCUACAUACUGUUACUACUGGGGGAUUCUACAUACUGUUACUACUGGGGGACUCUACAUACUGUUACUACUGGGGGACUCUACAUACUGUUACUACUGGGGGACUCUACAUACUGUUACUACUGGGACUCUACAUACUGUUACUACUGGGACUCUACAUACUGUUACUACUGGGGACUCUACAUACUUUUACUACUGGGGACUCUACAUACUGUUACUACUGGGGGACUCUACAUACUGUUACUACUGGGACUCUCACAUACUGUUACUACUGGACUCUACAUACUGUUACUACUGGGGGACUCUACAUACUGUUACUACUGGGGGAUUCUACAUACUGUUACUACUGGGGGACUCUACAUACUGUUACUACUGGGGGACUCUACAUACUGCCCAUUACUGCUGAUUAGAUUGGCUAUUGAGGGAUGUGUGUGUGUUUGUGUGUCCUGGUGACCUGCAACAAUGAGUCAGUCAUGGGUGAGUGCAUUUGAUCUAAUGUGUGUGUGUCUUUGUCUCAGGUCGCUCCUACAGUGUGUUCUCCCAGCGCAUGUUGAACCAGUGUCUGGAGUCUCUACUGCAGAAGAUCCAGAGUGGAGUGGUCAUCAACUUUGAGAAGACAGGCCCUGACCCCCCUCCUGGAGAGGGUGAGAGAGACACCCACUCCUUUAAUGAUCCCCCUAGCCCCUCCCUAUGAACCUUCCCCUAGCCUCUAGCCCCUCCCUAUGAACCUCCCUCUAGCCUCUAGCCCCUCCCUAUGAACCUUCCCCUAGCCUCUAGCCCCUCCCUAUGAACCUCCCCCUGGCCCCUCCCUAUGAACCUCCCCCUAGCCUCUAGCCCCUCCCUAUGAACCUUCCCCUAGCCUCUAGCCCCUCCCUUUGAACCUCCCCCUAGCCUCUAGCCCCUCCCUAUGAACCUCCCUCUAGCCUCUAGCCCCUCCCUAUGAACCUUCCCCUAGCCAUUAGCCCCUCCCUAUGAACCUCCCUCUAGCCUCUAGCCCCUCCCUAUGAACCUCCCUCUAGCCUCUAGCCCCUCCCUAUGAACCUUCCCCUAGCCUCUAGCCCCUCCCUAUGAACCUUCCCCUAGCCUCUAGCCCCUCCCUAUGAACCUCCCCCUAGCCUCUAGCCCCUCCCUAUGAAGCUCCCCCUAGCCCCUCCCUAUGAACCUUCCCCUAGCCUCUAGCCCCUCCCUAUGAACCUUCCUCUAGCCCCUCCCUAUGAACCUUCCUCUAGCCCCUCCCUAUGAACCUCCCCCUAGCCUCUAGCCCCUCCCUAUGAACCUCCCUCUAGCCUCUAGCCCCUCCCUAUGAACCUCCCCCUAGCCUCUAGCCCCUCCCUAUGAACCUCCCCCUAGCCUCUAGCCCCUCCCUAUGAACCUUCCCCUAGCCAUUAGCCCCUCCCUAUGAACCUUCCCCUAGCCAUUAGCCCCUCCCUAUGAAGCUUCCCCUAGCCUCUAGCCCCUCCCUAUGAAGCUUCCCCUAGCCUCUAGCCCCUCCCUAUGAACCUUCCCCUAGCCAUUAGCCCCUCCCUAUGAACCUUCCCCUAGCCAUUAGCCCCUCCCUAUGAACCUCCCCCUAGCCUCUAGCCCCUCCCUAUGAACCUUCCCCUAGCCUCUAGCCCCUCCCUAUGAACCUUCCCCUAGCCUCUAGCCCCUCCCUAUGAACCUCCCCCUAGCCCCUCCCUAUGAACCUCCCCCUAGCCUCUAGCCCCUCCCUAUGAACCUUCCCCUAGCCAUUAGCCCCUCCCUAUGAACCUUCCCCUAGCCUCUAGCCCCUCCCUAUGAACCUCCCCCUAGCCUCUAGCCCCUCCCUAUGAACCUUCCCCUAGCCUCUAGCCCCUCCCUAUGAACCUUCCCCUAGCCAUUAGCCCCUCCCUAUGAACCUUCCCCUAGCCUCUAGCCCCUCCCUAUGAAGCUUCCCCUAGCCUCUAGCCCCUCCCUAUGAACCUCCCCCUAGCCUCUAGCCCCUCCCUAUGAACCUCCCUCUAGCCUCUAGCCCCUCCCUAUGAACCUCCCCCUAGCCUCUAGCCCCUCCCUAUGAACCUCCCCCUAGCCCCUCCCUAUGAACCUCCCCCUAGCCUCUAGCCCCUCCCUAUGAACCUUCCCCUAGCCAUUAGCCCCUCCCUAUGAACCUUCCCCUAGCCUCUAGCCCCUCCCUAUGAACCUCCCCCUAGCCUCUAGCCCCUCCCUAUGAACCUCCCCCUAGCCUCUAGCCCCUCCCUAUGAACCUCCCCCUAGCCUCUAGCCCCUCCCUAUGAACCUUCCCCUAGCCUCUAGCCCCUCCCUAUGAACCUUCCCCUAGCCAUUAGCCCCUCCCUAUGAACCUUCCCCUAGCCUCUAGCCCCUCCCUAUGAAGCUUCCCCUAGCCUCUAGCCCCUCCCUAUGAAGCUUCCCCUAGCCUCUAGCCCCUCCCUAUGAACCUCCCCCUAGCCUCUAGCCCCUCCCUAUGAACCUUCCCCUAGCCAUUAGCCCCUCCCUAUGAACCUUCCCCUAGCCUCUAGCCCCUCCCUAUGAACCUCCCCCUAGCCUCUAGCCCCUCCCUAUGAACCUCCCCCUAGCCUCUAGCCCCUCCCUAUGAACCUCCCCCUAGCCUCUAGCCCCUCCCUAUGAACCUUCCCCUAGCCUCUAGCCCCUCCCUAUGAACCUUCCCCUAGACUCUAGCCCCUCCCUAUGAACCUUCCCCUAGCCUCUAGCCCCUCCCUAUGAACCUUCCCCUAGCCUCUAGCCCCUCCCUCUAUUUCACACAUUAUUUUUGUCUUCCCUCUUUCUAUCUGUUUCCAGAUGAGAUCCUGAAGCCCGGCCUCCAGUCCUGGCACUGCUGCCACAAGCUGAUCUACGUACGACCCAACCCCAAGACUGGUGUGCCCAUCGGACACUGGCCCAUUCCUGAAGCCUUCUGGCCCGACACUAACUCCCCCACACUGGUAAGAGAGCCAGACUGUUUCUUUGUGUGUGUCCCUGUCUCACUCGUGGCUCAUGUCUCUGUCUCAUUCGUGGCUCAUGUCUGUGUGUCUCUGUCUCACUCGUGGCUCAUGUCUCUGUCUCAUUCGUGGCUCAUGUCUGUGUGUCUCUGUCUCACUCGUGGCUCAUGUCUCUGUCUCAUUCGUGGCUCAUGUCUGUGUGUCUCUGUCUCACUCGUGGCUCAUGUCUCUGUGUCUCUGUCUCACUCGUGGCUCAUGUCUGUGUGUCUCUGUCUCACUCGUGGCUCAUGUCUGUGUGAGACUGUCUCACUCGUGGCUCAUGUCUGUGUGAGACUGUCUCACUCGUGGCUCAUGUCUCUGUGUCUCUGUCUCACUCGUGGCUCAUGUCUCUGUGUCUCUGUCUCACUCGUGGCUCAUGUCUGUGCAUGCUGGUGUGUUUCUGUGUUUUCUCUGAUGUCUUGUUCCUGUCCCCGUCUCCCAGCCCCCCCGCUCAGCCCACCCCCACGUACGUUUCUCCUGCCUGGAUGCAGAGCCCAUGGUGAUAGACAAGGUUCCCUUUGACAAGUACGAGCUGGAGCCUUCACCCCUCACACAGUACAUCCUGGAGAGGAAGUCCCCUCACACCUGCUGGCAGGUACACAACGUGACACACUACACACAGUACUACACUACACGCAGUACUACACUACACACAGUACUACACUACACACAGUACUACACUCCACACAGUACUACACUACACACAGUACUACACCUCCACACAGUACUUACACUACACACAGUACUACACUACACACAGUACUACUACACUACACACAGUACUAUACACCUCCACACAGUACUACACUCCACACAGUAUACUCACACUAACACUACACAACAGUACUACACUACCACAAUAACUACACAGUACUAACUCACUACAAGUCUACCAGUACUACACUACACGCAGUACUACACUACACAGUACUACAACAGUACUACACACUACACCCCAGUACUACACUACACACAGUACUACACUACACACAUUACUACACUACAAAAACAAUACUACCACACAGUACUACACUACACACAGUACUACACUACACACAGUACUACACUACACGCAGUACUACACUACACACAGUACUACACUACACAGUACUACACAGUACUACACUACACACAAUAAUACACAGUACUACACUACACACAGUACUACACUCCACACAAUACUACACAGUACUACACUACACACAGUACUACACUCCACACAAUACUACACAGUACUACACUACACACAGUACUACACUACACACAGUACUACACUACACACCGUACUACACAGUACUACACUACACACAGUACUACACUACACACAGUACUACACUACACACAGUACUACACUACACACAGUACUACACAGUACUACACUACACACAUUACUACACUACACACAGUACUACACUACACACAGUACUACACUCCACACAGUACUACACUACACACAGUACUACACUACACACAGUACUACGCUACAGACAGUACUACACUACACGCAGUACUACACUACACACAGUACUACACUACACACAGUACUACACACAGUACUACGCUACAGACAGUACUACACUACACACAGUACUACACACAGUACUACGCUACAGACAGUACUACACUACACGCAGUACUACACUACACACAGUACUACACACAGUACUACACUACACACAGUACUACACUACACACAGUACUACGCUACAGACAGUACUACACUACACGCAGUACUACGCUACAGACAGUACUACGCUACAGACAGUACUACGCUACAGACAGUACUACGCUACAGACAGUACUACGCUACAGACAGUACUACACACUACACUACACACAGUACUACACUACACACAGUACAGUACUACAUACAGUACUACACUACACACAGUACUACACUACACACAAUACUACACAGUACUAUGCUACACACAGCACUACAGUCGUGGUCAAAAGUUUUGAGAAUGACACAAGUAUUUGUCUUCACAAAGUUUGCUGCUUCAGUGUUUUUAGAUAUUUUUGUCAGAUGUUACUAUGGUAUACUGAAGUAUAAUUACAAGCAUUCCAUAAGUGUCAAAGGCUUUUAUUGACAAUUACAUUACAUUUAUGCAGAGAGUCAAUAUUUGCAGUGUUGACCCUUCUUUUUCAAGACCUCUGCAAUCCGCCCCGGCAUGCUGUCAAUUAACUUCUGGGCCACAUCCUGACUGAUGGCAGCCCAUUCUUGCAUUAUCAAUGCUUGGAGUUUGUCAGAAUUUGUGGAUUUUUGUUUGUCCACCCGCCUCUUGAGGAUUGACCACAAGUUCCCAAUGGGAUUAAGGUCUGGGGAGUUUCCUGGCCAUGGACCCAAAAGCCUUCUUCACAACAAUUGAACCUCUCUCCUUGAAGUUAUUGAUGAUCCGAUAAAUGGUUGAUUUAGGUGCAAUAUCCUUGCCUGUGAAGCCCUUUUUGUGCAAAGCAAUGAUGACGGCACAUGUUUCCUUGCAGGUAACCAUGGUUAACAGAGGAACCCAUGAUUUCAAGCACCACCCUCCUUUUAAAGCUUCCAGUCUGUUAUUCUAACUCAAUCAGCAUGACAGAGUGAUCUCCAGCCUUGUCCUCAUCAACACUCUCAACUGUGUUAAAGAGACAAUCACUGAAAUGAUGUCAGCUGGUCCUUUUGUGGCAGGGCUGAAAUGCAGUGGAAAUGUUUAUUUGGGAUUAAGUUCAUUUUCAUGGCAAAGAGGGACUUUGCAAUUAAUUGCAAUUCAUCAGAUCACUCUUCAUAACAUUCUGGAGUAUAUGCAAAUUGCCAUCAUCAACACUGAGGCAGCAAACUUUGUGGAGACCAAAACUUUUGACCACGACUGUACACUACACACAGCACUACGCUACACACAACACUACACACAGUACUACACACGACACACAACACAAGGUGGAGUUGUUUGUCUACUCUCUCACUCCGUUUCCUCUCUCCCUCCUCCCUCCCUCCUCCCUCUCUCCUCCUCUCUCCCUCUCUCCCUCCCUCCCUCCCUCCCUCCUCCCUCUCUCCCUCUCUCCCUCCCUCCCCCUCCCCCUCUCCCUCCCCUCUCUCCCUCCCUCUCCCUCCCUCCCCUCUCCCCUCCUCUCUCCCUCUCUCUCUCCUCCUCUCUCUCCCUCCCUCCUCUCCUCCUCUCUCCUCUCCCUCCUCUCUCCCUCCUCUCGUCCCUCCUCUCUCCCUCCCUCUCUCCCUCCUCCCUCCCCCUCCUCCCUCCCUCCUCUCCCUCCCUCCCUCCCUCUCUCCCUCCCUCCUCUCUCCUCCUUCCUUCCUCUCUCCCUCUCUCCCUCCCUCCUCUCCCUCCCUCUCCCUCUCUCCCUCCCUCCUCUCCUCCCUCCCUCUGCCUCCCUCCCUCCUCCUCCCUCCCUCCCUCCCUCCCUCCCUCUCUCCCUCCAUCCCUCCCUCUCUCCCUCCCUCCCUCCUUCCCUCUCUCCCCGCCCUCUCUCCCUCCGUUUCCUCCUCCCUCUCUCCCUCCCUCCUCUCUCCCUCCUCCCUCUCUCCCUCCCCCUCUCCCUCCCUCCCUCCCCUCGCCCUCCUCCUCCCCUCCUCCCUCCCCUCUCCCUCCCUCUCUCUCCCUCCUCCUCCCCUCCUCCCUCCCUCUCUCCCCCUCCCUCUCUCCCUCCCUCCUCCCUCCCUCUCCCUCCUCUCUCCCUCUCUCUCCCUCCCCCUCCCUCCCUCCCUCCCUCCCUCCCUCCCUCUCUCCCUCCCUUGCAUCCUCUAGGUGUAUGUAAGUAACAGUGCCAAGUACAGUGACCUGGGCCAGCCCUUUGGCUACCUGAAGGCCAGCACGGCUCUCAACUGUGUCAACCUGUUCGUCAUGCCCUACAACUACCCUGUUGUACUGCCUCUACUGGGUAAUAAUUUGCUUGUUUUUAUAGGCUGAAUCAGGUUAGUUACAACAGGGUUGGAGAGCCCAGGGCCCAGUUUCCCCGAUAGCGAUGGAACUUAGGGUUACGACCGUUUUUUUUUAACGAUGCAUCGUUCCUACAGCAGUCUUAAGACGUAACAUGCGUUUCCCCAAACACCACGCAGAGAGAACGGUCGCUAAGUGCAUCGUUGAGGCGUGCGUCGAUACUCAUAGGAUUGAAAGAAAGUCAGCGCUGCUCUCGGAUCAGCUUUCUCCAUUCCAAAUCUUACCUUUUACAAUAGUCCACAACACUGAUGACGGAUCAGCUCCUAGAGAGAUAUGGUCGCCUAUGACUGCAAAUAUUGAGUUUUAUUCUAAUGCCCAUUAAUAACGCAGUAAAUCACAGAUGUGGCACAUUAUUGUGCACAUGUUGUUACACAUCAUGAAAUAUAUUGAGGCAAACAUUUCUGACAGUCUACAAUUGGCUAAAUAAAACUAAAUUUUAUGCACAUGAAAUUGAUUUAAAUGUUAUUUAAAUAUAUAUGUUGGCUCUAUUGCAUGCAGUCAUCUCGCUUUUCAUUAUAAUAAUAUUUUAAUCGUUCGCUUGUUUGUAACAAUUGCAAAAACGUAACUUUGUAUUUGUAUUGAACUUCGUUCUGAAGUUAUCGUUGGUCACAGAGAGACCGAUGAACGUCUUUGUGUGUUUAGCGCAGAUCUUAUUUAUAUAAAGUGACGCGGCAAAAAAAAGCAUCUAACGACGCACUUGGCUGUUUCUACGAUCUGAGGCAAUCAGUAAAUAACGAGCGUUUUCAAGUGCAACUUUAGAAAAAACGAUGGUUUUGGGAAACAGCUCGGAGAUUUAACGAUGCUCCUACUAAGGUUCUAAUGAUGAAAGCCUUUAGAUGCUUUAGGGAAACUGGGCCCUGUCCUAGGGUCUAGAAAUACAUCCCUGUCCCCUAAUGUAGUGCACCACGUUGCCCCACCAAGCCAGCAGAGGGCAGUGGUGGUUAUGAUACCAUAUACUUUAUUGUACAUUUACAUGGAAAUUCAUUUUGUGACGCCGGCAUACAAAUACCCCAAAAUAAUACAUUAUAAUACACUCAAUAUGGAAAACACUGGUAAUAUGAUCAUUAAUGCAAGUAUAAUUAUUGUCUCUGGCCCAGGUGGUCACUCUCUAACCCUCUAAAGCCUGCUGUUUGUUGUUGCAGAUGACUUGAUCCGGGUGCACAAGUUCAAGCCCACCAUUAAAUGGCGUCAGUCCUUUGAGAACUACCUGAAGACCAUGCCUCCGUAUUACAUUGGGGUAAGUAAACCACUCAAUCCCAAAUCAGCCCCUUUGGCCCUCCAGUUACGUGUUCACGCUCGCCUGCGCCAUUUGCACAAGUCUCCCAAAGCUGAGGGAGUGAAAAUUAUGGAUGGUGUAGGGGCUAAUUCAGAGGUUCCCAAACAAGGUCUCCUGAUAUGAAAAUGGGGUCAUGGGAGAAUUUCCAAAAUCCUGAAGAAAAAAAAAAAAUAUAUAUAUAUAUAUACAUUUGGAAAGUAUUCAGACCCCUUGACUUUUUCCACAUUUUGUUACGUUACAGCCUUGUUCUAAAAUUUAUUAAAUUAAUGUUUUCUCUCAUCAAUCUACACACAAUACCCCAGAAUGACAAACAGGUUUUUAGACAUUUUUGCAAAUGUAUAUAAAAUAAUUUUUAAAAAAAAGAUACCUUAUUUACAUAAGUAUUCAGACCCUUUGCUAUGAGACUCGAAAUUGAGCUCAGGUGCAUCCUGUUUCCAUUGAUCAUCCUUAAGAUGUUUCUAGAACUUGAUUGGGGUCCACCUGUGGUAAAUUCAAUUGAUUGGACAUGAUUUGGAAAGGCACACACCUGUUUAUAUAAGGUCACACAGUUGAUAGCGCAUGUCAGAGCAAAAACCAAGCCAUGAGGUCGAAAUAAUUGUCCGUAGAGCUCCGAGACAGGAUUGUGUCGAGGCACAGAUCUGGGGAAAGGUACUAAAACAUUUCUGCAGCAUUGAAUGCACAGUGGCCUCCAUCAUUCUUAAAUGGAAGAAGUUUGGAACCACCAAGACUCUUCCUAGAGCUGGCUGCCCGGCCAAACUGAGCAAUCGGGGGAGAAGGGCCUUGGUCAGGGAUGUGACCAAGAACCCGAUGGUCACUCUGACAGAGUUCCAGAGUUCCUCUGUGGAGAUGGGAGAACCUUCCAGAAGGACAACCAUCUCUGCAGCACUCCACCAAUCAGGCCUUUAUGGUGGAGUGGCCAGACGGAAGCCACUCCUCAGUAAAAGGCACAUGACAGCCCGCUUGGAGUUUGCCAAAAGGCACCUAAAGGACUGUCGGACCAUGAGAAACAAGAUUCUCUGGUCUGAUGAAACCAAGAUUGAACUCUUUGGCCUGAAUGCCAAGCAUCACGUCUGGAGGAAACCAGGCACCAUCCUUACGGUGAAUCAUGGUGGUGGCAGCAUCAUGCUGUGGGGAUGUUUUUCAGUGGCAGGGACUGGGAGACUAGUCCCUACAACCUGAUUUUGGACAAAAUUACCUGGAAGGAUUCCUACAGCCAAAUAUUCUUAUUUCCAAGGUCCAACAAAAUAAGCACAAGAAACCUGAAAACAGAGGUGUCAAAGCCCAUGAGCCCAUCAAUGCAGAGGCCUUUGAAGCCUCAUGACUCCUGCGUGCUUUGUUGACUAUGAACUUGCUUGUUUACCUUGACCGUGGGACAGACUGUUUGUUCCCACACUUGGGACUCUGACUCUCUAUUAGUUACAGACUCUUGGCCUCCCAUCCUAUUCUAACCACCUCUCGCUGGCUUUGUAUUCAUGUUACCUGAUGAAUUUGCUGUACAAUAUGAUCUUGUUGCCAUUUGAUGCACAUUCAAAUGUCAUAAAAAAUCAACACUGCAGAGCUCUCCCUGUCCUCUGCCCUGAUUUGUAUUACUGCUGAUGAUAUCUGGAAAUGUGUAUGUACACCCUGGCCCAUCUACUGUUUCUAGCCCCAUUUCUGACUUGUGCUCUGAUAUCUGCUUCACUGAUUUCUGCUCUCGUAAAAGCCUGGGUUUUCUGCACGUUAACACUAGAAGCUUAUUACCUCAAAUGGAUCAAUUGAAAGUGUGGGUUCACAGCUCUAAUCCAGAUGUGUUGGUCAUUACUGAGACGUGGUUAAGAAAGAGUGUUUUGAACACUGAUCACGGGAAGACAGAUAUUCCAAAGGUGGUGGAGUGGCAGUCUUUACGAAGGAACACCUUCAGUGCUCGGUUAUCUCCACCAAGUCUGUCCCCAAACAAUCUGAUUUGCUGUUUUUAAGCAUAAAACUUUCAAAUAGCUCUUUGUUGACUGUUGCUGGGUGUUAUCGUCCACCAUCAGCACCGGGCCUGUACCCUAAAUGCCCUAAGCCUUCUCCUGGCCCCUUACACUAAGUCUGAAUUUGUCCUGCUAGGUGACCUAAACUGGGACAUGCUUAAACCACCUGACCAAGUCCUAAAGCAAUGGGACUCCCUAAAUCUUUCUCAGAUUAUUACCAAUCCCACAAGGUAUGACUCCAAACACCCAGAAAAGGCUACUAUCCUUGAUGUUAUCCUCACACAUAAUCCUGAUGGGUAUCAGUCUGGUGUUUUCUGUAAUGACCUUAGUGAUCACUGUUUUACAGCCUGUGUUCGUAAUGGCUGCUCAGUGAAACGACCUGUCCUGAUUUGUCAAAGACGCUUGCUAAAAAACUUGAAUGAGCAGGCCUUCCUUCAUGACCUGGCCUCUGUAAAUUGGUAUAGAAUCAGCUUGAUCCCCUCUGUCGAAGACACUUGGACCUUCUUUUUUGAUAUUUUUAGUGGUAUUGUUAACAAACGCCCCCAUAAAGAAAAUUAUAAUUAAAAACAGGUUCAGCCCCUGGUUCGACCUUGAUCUGGCAGAGUUACUCCACCUCAAGAAUUCAAUUUGGUGAAAGGCUCAGCACAACUCCUGAGUGGCGCAGUGGUCUAAGGCACUGCAUCGCGGUGCUAACUGUGCCACUAGAGAUCCUGGUUCGAAUCCAGGCUCUGUCGCAGCCGGCCGCGACCGGGAGACUCAUGGGCGGCGCACAAUUGGCCCAGCGUCGUCCAGGGAAGGGGAGGGAAUGGCCGGCAGGGAUGUAGCUCAGUUGAUAGAGCAUGGCGUUUGCAACGCCAGGGUUGUGGGUUCGAUUCCCACGGGGGGCCAGUAUGAAAAAUAAAAAAAUUAUGUAUGCGCUCACUAACUGUAAGUCGCUCUGGAUAAGAGCGUCUGCUAAAUGACUAAAAUGUAAAUGUAAACAACACAUGACAACACAGCAUGGUAGCAACACAACAUGGCUGCCGUGGAGUCAUAUCCACCGUUAGGUACUAACAUGGCUGCCGUGGAGUCAUAUCCACCGUUAGGUACUAACAUGGCUGCCGUGGAGUCAUAUCCACCGUUGGGUACUAACAUGGCUGCCGUGGAGUCAUAUCCACCGUUGGGUACUAACAUGGCUGCCGUGGAGUCAUAUCCACCGUUAGGUACUAACAUGGCUGCCGUGGAGUCAUAUCCACCGUUAGGUACUAACAUGGCUGCUGUGGAGUCAUAUCCACCGUUAGGUACUAACAUGGCUGCCGUGGAGUCAUAUCCACCGUUAGGUACUAACAUGGCUGCCGUGGAGUCAUAUCCACCGUUAGGUACUAACAUGGCUGCCGUGGAGUCAUAUCCACCGUUAGGUACUAACAUGGCUGCCGUGGAGUCAUAUCCACCGUUAGGUACUAACAUGGCUGCCGUGGAGUCAUAUCCACCGUUAGGUACUAACAUGGCUGCUGUGGAGUCAUAUCCACCGUUAGGUACUAACAUGGCUGCCGUGGAGUCAUAUCCACCGUUAGGUACUAACAUGGCUGCUGUGGAGUCAUAUCCACCGUUAGGUACUAACAUGGCUGCUGUGGAGUCAUAUCCACCGUUAGGUACUAACAUGGCUGCCGUGGAGUCAUAUCCACCGUUAGGUACUAACAUGGCUGCCGUGGAGUCAUAUCCACCGUUGGGUACUAACAUGGCUGCCGUGGAGUCAUAUCCACCGUUAGGUACUAACAUGGCUGCCGUGGAGUCAUAUCCACCGUUGGGUACUAACAUGGCUGCCGUGGAGUCAUAUCCACCGUUAGGUACUAACAUGGCUGCCGUGGAGUCAUAUCCACCGUUAGGUACUAACAUGGCUGCCGUGGAGUCAUAUCCACCGUUAGGUACUAACAUGGCUGCCGUGGAGUCAUAUCCACCGUUAGGUACUAACAUGGCUGCCGUGGAGUCAUAUCCACCGUUAGGUACUAACAUGGCUGCUGUGGAGUCAUAUCCACCGUUAGGUACUAACAUGGCUGCCGUGGAGUCAUAUCCACCGUUAGGUACUAACAUGGCUGCCGUGGAGUCAUAUCCACCGUUAGGUACUAACAUGGCUGCCGUGGAGUCAUAUCCACCGUUAGGUACUAACAUGGCUGCCGUGGAGUCAUAUCCACCGUUAGGUACUAACAUGGCUGCUGUGGAGUCAUAUCCACCGUUAGGUACUAACAUGGCUGCCGUGGAGUCAUAUCCACCGUUGGGUACUAACAUGGCUGCCGUGGAGUCAUAUCCACCGUUAGGUACUAACAUGGCUGCCGUGGAGUCAUAUCCACCGUUAGGUACUAACAUGGCUGCCGUGGAGUCAUAUCCACCGUUAGGUACUAACAUGGCUGCCGUGGAGUCAUAUCCACCGUUAGGUACUAACAUGGCUGCCGUGGAGUCAUAUCCACCGUUAGGUACUAACAUGGCUGCUGUGGAGUCAUAUCCACCGUUAGGUACUAACAUGGCUGCCGUGGAGUCAUAUCCACCGUUGGGUACUAACAUGGCUGCCGUGGAGUCAUAUCCACCGUUAGGUACUAACAUGGCUGCCGUGGAGUCAUAUCCACCGUUAGGUACUAACAUGGCUGCUGUGGAGUCAUAUCCACCGUUAGGUACUAACAUGGCUGCUGUGGAGUCAUAUCCACCGUUAGAUACUAACAUGGCUGCCGUGGAGUCAUAUCCACCGUUAGGUACUAACAUGGCUGCUGUGGAGUCAUAUCCACCGUUAGGUACUAACAUGGCUGCCGUGGAGUCAUAUCCACCGUUAGGUACUAACAUGGCUGCUGUGGAGUCAUAUCCACCGUUAGGUACUAACAUGGCUGCUGUGGAGUCAUAUCCACCGUUAGGUACUAACAUGGCUGCCGUGGAGUCAUAUCCACCGUUAGGUACUAACAUGGCUGCUGUGGAGUCAUAUCCACCGUUGGGUACUAACAUGGCUGCCGUGGAGUUAGGUGACAUCGUUAUGUAUUCUGGUUGCGAUGUGUGGUCUUGAUGAUGCCUUCUCUCCUCUUCUGCAGUCCCUCCGGAAGGCGCUAAGGAUCAUGGGAGCUCCCAACCUCCUGGCUGACAACAUGGAGUAUGGUCUGAGUUACAGUGUAGUGUCCUACCUCAAGAAGCUCAGCCAGCAGGUACGCUGUCUGUCUAUGGUUGUGUGUGUGUGUGUGUGUGUGUGUUUUAUGGUUGGUGAGUGCAUACUCUCUUGGUUUCCUUUCACUCCUUCCAUAACCAUCAUGUAUUUUCUCCUCAGACCAAGAUCGAAUACGAGCGGCUGAUAGCGUCUGUAGCUAAGAAGGUGGUAGCGGAGGGUGGCAUCAAGGUGCGUGCCCGCGGUGGGGACAUCUCCCUGGCCCAGCGCAGAGACUUCACCCAGCUUCUGGCCAGCAUCACAGGAGAGACGCCCGCCCUUCCCCUGGAGCUCAACCCUAAAGAGUUCUCUGGCUUUCAGCUGGCGCCGCUCAACAAGGUCAGCAGCACUGAUCAACAGCCCUUGCCUGUAAUGCUUGAGGAUGAAGACGUCAUGUUAUCUCUAGAGAUGUUCACAUAGAGAACAGCCGUGAUUCUCUGUCUUGUAGUAUAAAGUGGAUCAGAUGUAUACAUUACUAUUAUAUAUUUAUAUGUAUAUGUGUGUAAUAAUGUUGCACAGUAUACCGGUACCAAGGUAAUACGGCAGUACCAAAACUUUAUGAUACCAACAUUUUAGAAAACCGUAAAUACCGUUUCAUAUGAUACUACCCCAAUGUGUUGCCUUACUGAUCUGCUGUGACAAUACUAGCUCUCCCUCGCUGUUCCCUGUGUAGAGUCUGAAACCUCAGGGUUUCAGGAACGCCUACGACAUACCCAGAAUGCACCUGCUGGAUCAGCUGAGCCGCAUGAGGAGGAACCUGCUCAGCACCAGCUGUCUGCUCCGAGGACAGGACACAGGUGUGUGUGUGUGUGUGCGAUUUAGUUCCUGAAUGAACUGUAAUUUGCAUUGAAUUAGUCUCGCUACCAGUUUUGUUAAGGAAGAGACUAAGACUGAAUUUGAGCCCAAGCCUUCCUCUCUACCCCCGUCUGUCCAGACCAGCUCCACAGCGUGCCCAUCGCCCAGAUGGGCAACUACCAGGACUUCCUCAAGGCCCUUCCCCAACCCCUCAGAGACGCAGACCCUGAGCAACCCAAACGCCUGCACACCUUCGGAAACCCUUUCAAACUGGACAAGAAGGUAGGACCUGCCUCUCCCCGUGUACCUCUCACUACCAAUUCUCCUCCACUUAGGAGUGUUAGUGUCUGAAAUCAGCCGGUCAGAAACCUCACAAAGUCCUAUUUGUUUUGAUAACAGACGUAAUUGGUUGCACCAUGUUAUGAAUCGACACAUUUCUGGACAAAUGUCAGUUGUUCGCUGUGACAAUGGACAGUAAAGUUGUAAUAGUGCGUUUGUUCAUCCUGUCUUCUCUUGCUGUUUUUCUCUAGGGGAUGAUGAUUGACGAGGCGGAUGAGUUUGUGACGGGUCCCCAGAACAAGGGCAAGCGCCCGGGGAGUGACACCAACAUGCACGGGAUCGGAGGCGGGGGUCCUAAGAGACGGAGGUGCAUGUCCCCCCUACUGCGCCCCGGCAGGACCUAUACACCCCCCGUCAGCCCUGCAGCCAGCCCCUCCAGAUCCCCCCUCACUGGUGAGACACACACAUUGUUGUCAGUGCACCUGUGUGUUAACACAAAUGUGUGAAGCGCUGAGCCUGUGAAAGAAAGUGACGGUAUUUUAGUUCCAUAGAUGUUAGUUAUGAAUGACUGUCCCUGACCCCCCUUCACAGAGAGCGACCACACUGAGUCAGACUCAGAGGCCGUGUUUGGGAACCUCUACAGCCCUGAGGGGUGCGAGACCGGGACAGCAGCCCAACCAGGACCAGGAGAGAUCCUCUCUGGACCCCUUCUAGACGGCCCCGGACCAGGGAACCACAUGGAGGAUGAUGGUGAUGGGGACACUGAGGAGGAGAACGGGCUUCCCAGAGAGGUGGAGCUCUCAGAGGGCAGUGAGGACGGAGGAGAGACUGGGGGUGUGGAGGAGGAGCGUCUGCCCAGGUACCCCUCCCCCGGGGAGCUGAAGAAAGUGAUGAACAGCGAGAGUCUGGAGGUCAACACCGAACUACGAGCCCUCAUCACCAAGGAGAUACGGAAACCAGGGAGACGUACGUAACCAGGGGCCGCCACGCCCACACUCUGCCACGGCAACCAGAGAAAGUCGCCUAACUUAAAUUGAAUUGUUAUUUUAUGGUGAAAGUGUUUGUACUGGUCUAGAUCCAGAUAUUUAUAGAGACUGGCUGUGUAAUCUGUGGCCUGUAUGUCUAGAGCAGUGUUUCCUAACCCUGGUCCUCCAGUACCCCCAACCCUGGACCUCCAGUAUCCCCAACCCUGGACCUCCAGUAUCCCCAACAGUACACAUUUUUAUUGUAACCCUGGACAAGCACACCUGAUUCAACUUGUCAACUAAUCAUCAAGCCCUCAAUGAGUUGAAUGAGGUUUGUUUGUCCAGGGCUACAACAAAAAUGUGUACUGUUGGGGAUAUUGGAGGACCAGGGUUGGGGGUACUGGAGGACCAGGGUUGGGGGUACUGGAGGACCAGGGUUGGGGGUACUGGAGGACCAGGGUUGGGGGUACUGGAGGACCAGGGUUGGGGGUACUGGAGGACCAGGGUUGGGGGUACUGGAGGACCAGGGUUGGGGGGUACUGGAGGACCAGGGUUGGGGGGUACUGGAGGACCAGGGUUGGGGGGUACUGGAGGUCCAGGGUUGGGGGUACUGGAGGACCAGGGUUGGGGGGUACUGGAGGACCAGGGUUGGGGGGUACUGGAGGACCAGGGUUGGGGGUACUGGAGGACCAGGGUUGGGGGUACUGGAGAACCAGGGUUGGGGGGUACUGGAGGACCAGGGUUGGGGGGUACUGGAGGACCAGGGUUGGGGGGUACUGGAGGACCAGGGUUGGGGGGUACUGGAGGACCAGGGUUGGGGGGUACUGGAGGACCAGGGUUGGGGGGUACUGGAGGACCAGGGUUGGGGGUACUGGAGGUCCAGGGUUGGGGGUACUGGAGGACCAGGGUUGGGGGGUACUGGAGGACCAGGGUUGGGGGUACUGGAGGUCCAGGGUUGGGAAACACUGCUCUAGAAGACUGUGUGAUAGUAGUCAUUAAUCUGUGGCCUGUAUGUAUAGAGACUGGCUGUUUGAUCGUAGUCAUUCACUUCACUAACUUUCUCCUUAGACCUAGUCUCAUAGCCUACUGUUGAUGUCUCGUCUGAAAUUCCCGAAUGGAAAGUUGUCUAGUUUCAUCAGCAGCUAUCACUCUGCUUCACGCUUCCCUUUUCUCUCUUGUUUUUAUAGACUAUGAAAAAAUCUUCCAUUUCCUGAAGCAGAUCCAAGGAAGCUUUGACACACGGUUGAUAUUCCUCCAGAACAUUAUAAAAGAGGCUGCAAGGUGAGGAACACGGUUGAUAUUCCUCCAGAACAUUUAUAAAAGAGGCUGAAAGGUGAGGAACACGGUUGAUAUUCCUCCAGAACAUUUAUAAAAGAGGCUGAAAGGUGAGGAACACGGUUGAUAUUCCUCCAGAACAUUUAUAAAAGAGGCUGAAAGGUGAGGAACACGGUUGAUAUUCCUCCAGAACAUUUAUAAAAGAGGCUGCAAGGUGAGGAACACAACCCCCUCCAGUACCAGCUUCUAAACAGACUGAGUCAAACUAAAACAUGAUCAGCUUGGAACUCUUUGUAUUCCUGUCUGGCUGUUUUUAACCCAUCAGUCUAAGCCCUGUCUAAACCAGGGGAGGGGAGGGGGGGGGGGGGGGGGGGGGGUCUACUAAGCUAUAUGGAAUUGUUUUACGAAGGUCAUACCAAAUGAUCAUUUAGCUAUUUUAUUUUUAAUUUUAUGACCCCUUGAAGUAUCAAAAAUAUAUAUUGAAAAAGUAUUAUAAUUUUUCUUUUUGUAAAAAUUUAAAUGUAAAUAUUUGAUAAAAUCAUUUUUGCCGUUACUGCUAUUAGCCCAUAUAAACGCAUUGAAUAACAGAUUCACUACAUGGAUCAACAGAUAUUCCCAAAACCAUAUCAAAAGGAAGUUUGUUCUGAAGUGUGUCUCCUAUAUCUGAGAGAGAUAAGAAAGAUCAGGAAACAUUAUUAUUAUUAUUAUUGAUUUUUUUACAUGUAUUUAAUAUUCAACAAACUUUACCUAGCUAGAUCUCUCACUUUAAAUGACACAUUUGCUGAAAUAUCCUGAACUCCACUACAUUAUUUAAACCUCCUCUGUAGGCUCUGUUUAGUUUCUCUCUCUUGAUGUUCAACUAGACGCUUCGUUCUGUAUAUCUGUGUUCUGUGUCUUUACCAGUGACCAUGUUCUAUUUCUGUAUCAGUGACUGUUUUCUUUUCUGUUCUGUACAGGUUUAAGAAGCGGGUGCUGAUAGAACAGCUGGAGAACUUUCUAGAAGAGAUCCACAACAGGGCCAACAAUAUGAACCACCUGGACGGGUUCUAAUGGACACGUCUACCCCUUCACCCCCCGACCCUUCACCCCACUCCACCCCCCUCAGCCCUCACACCUCCCUCACACCUCCACCCCCCUCAGCCCUCACACCUCCACCUCCCUCAGCCCUCACACCUCCCUCAGCCCUCACACCUCCCUCAGCCCUCACACCUCCCUCAGCCCUCACACCUCCCUCAGCCCUCACACCUCCGCCCCCUCAGCCCUCACCCCUUUACCCCCUCAGCCCUCAACCUGCAGCCCUUACCAAGGCUGA